Cylas formicarius (sweet potato weevil) is the source of this 4964-nucleotide messenger RNA. It is a transcript of the gene Ino80, whose product is annotated as chromatin-remodeling ATPase INO80. The transcript is spliced from 18 exons. The record is from RefSeq and is a predicted model, not a curated record. NCBI's taxonomy places the organism in Eukaryota, Metazoa, Arthropoda, Insecta, Coleoptera, Brentidae. Gene Ontology annotation, molecular function: histone binding; ATP binding; ATP-dependent chromatin remodeler activity. Gene Ontology annotation, cellular component: Ino80 complex. Gene Ontology annotation, biological process: DNA repair. The coding region runs from base 128 to 4696 and encodes 1522 amino acids.
GUGACAAGAUGAUUAUAGGUUAUGAUAGCUAAAAUAUGUUCAAGUCAAGUUGAAAAAACUAAAUCUAGAAUACAUAUUUUACAUUUUAGGUGUUCCAGAUGUAGUUAUAACCAUUCUUAAAAUUAUCAUGGCAAAUAAUAUCAAGAAUAAUGCAAAAUAUACGAAGUACAAGCUUAUUUUAGGAAAUAACGUCACAUUAAAAAUGCCUGAUAUCCAGGCAAGUACUUCAAAACCUAUACACGUUCGUAGAGUGGAAAAGGCGUUGGAUUUAAACAAAUUUUUGAAUCAAUUUAAUAAUGAACAAUCAACUAGUGAUAGUGAAUCCAGUAAUGAUACAAAUAUCAAUGACAGUGAAGAAAUUCGCAAUCUUCUUAAAGAUGUGGAACCACAUUCCGCCAAAGAUUAUUAUAAUUUCAAAGAUGUUUCCCCAAGUAGAAAGUGGCUGGAAAAUGUUUUAUCAGAAAAUAUAGAUGGUUUUGUGGAGGAUGUACCAUACAAAUAUGUAAUUAAGAUGCACGCUUUUCAAAAGAGAACUCGAAGAAAUAAUGUAAAAUUUGACCACUCUAUGUUUUAUGGAGCAGGUUUAAUUAGUGCUGUAGAUCAUUAUCCAGAUAUUGAGAAGAACUUACCAGUAUCAGGGAGAGUCAAAGUACAAGGGGUGAAAGAAGAAGUCACUUCAAAAUCCCCAUUAUAUGAUCCUGAUAUAUUGGACGAUAUAUCUGAUGAACCAUGCUUAGACCUAAAUCUUGAAAAUGGAAUUAAUGAAUAUCCAAAUUUGGAUGGCGAUAUUGAUGAAAACAAUAUUAGUACUGAGUAUAGCAAUUCAGCAAAUAUAUUAAUGCAGGUAAUUCCAAAACCACCUCCUUUAAAUUUACUAAAUAAUUGCAUUACAAAACGGAGAUCUAAAAAAUUUCGGGACGAAGAUUCGAAGAAAAAAUGGGAAGACAUGAUGACUAUAAAGAGAAGAAAAUUGUUUAUAAAUAUUGUUAAAAAGGAAAUUGGUAAGCAGCAUCGAGCCAAGAGCAACAAGCACAAGGAAAUGUUACUGCAGUGUAAGAGAGUUGCUUCUCAUUGUGUUAAGUAUGCCAGACAAAAAGCGUUGCAAUCUGCUCGAAUUGUUAAAGAGCAGCAGUGGCGAAUGAAGAGGCUUGCAAGAGAGAAUAUAGCGUAUUGGAAACGAUCCAGAAGAUUUGAUAGGGAAGUGAAAAAACGAUUGGAAAAAGAGGCAGAAGAACAACGAAAAAUUGAUCAUGAAUUAAUAGAAGCUAAAAGGCAGCAGAGGAAAUUAAAUUUUCUUAUUACUCAAACUGAACUUUAUGCUCACUUUAUGUCAAGAAAGCUAGGAACAGUUUCUGCAGAAGAACAGCUAAGAAUCUUAAGUCAGCUAGAUGAGGAAAAAUCAGUUAAAAUUGCUGGCGAUGACUACAACAGUGAGGCUAUGAAAGAAAAAGCUAAAAAGAAUGCCCAGGACGCGUUUAAAAGUGAAAAAGCAAGAACAAAGAAUUUCGACCAGCAAGCAAAUUCCUGCUUAACAGAAGUCGAGCCUAUAGAUGGAGAACAGCCUCAACCAGAAAUGUUUCAUGGUAAAUUGAAGGGUUAUCAGUUAAAAGGCAUGAACUGGCUAGCAAAUUUAUAUUCACAAGGUAUUAGCGGAAUAUUGGCAGAUGAAAUGGGUUUGGGAAAAACCGUUCAAAGUAUUGCUUUUCUCUGUCAUAUAGCUGAAAAAUAUUCUGUUUGGGGUCCCUUUCUGAUUAUCUCCCCAGCAUCUACAUUACAUAACUGGCAGCAAGAAAUAGCGAAAUUCGUUCCAUGUUUUAAGGUCGUCCCUUAUUGGGGAAACCCCAAUGAGAGAAAAAUUCUCAGACAAUUUUGGGAUCAAAAGGAUAUUUAUACUAAAGAUGCCAGUUUUCAUAUUGUAAUUACUUCUUAUCAGAUAGUCAUUACAGAUAUUAAAUAUUUUAAUAGGAUAAAGUGGCAGUAUAUGAUUUUGGAUGAAGCACAGGCCAUUAAAAGUACAAGUUCCAUGAGGUGGAAGACUUUGUUGGGAUUCAGCUGCAGAAAUAGGCUAUUGCUUAGCGGUACACCUAUACAGAAUAGCAUGGCGGAGUUGUGGGCCUUGUUGCAUUUUAUUAUGCCAACUUUAUUUGACUCCCAUGAUGAAUUCAACGAAUGGUUUUCCAAGGAUAUCGAAAGCCACGCAGAAAAUAAAACGGGAAUUGAUGAAAAGCACUUAUCAAGACUGCACAUGAUUUUGAAACCUUUCAUGUUGAGAAGGAUAAAAAAAGAUGUGGAGAACGAAUUGUCCGAUAAAAUCGAAAUUAUGGUAUAUUGCCCUUUGACCACCAGACAAAACCUACUAUACAUGGCUUUAAAGCAAAAAAUUAAAAUAGAAGACUUAUUGCAUUACUCGGUAGGAGGUGGGGAUUCUCACACUGUGGAUAAGAAUUUUACGUCUAAUUUGAUGAACCUUGUGAUGCAGUUUAGAAAAGUUUGCAAUCACCCUGAAUUAUUUGAAAGACGAGACGCAAAGUCGCCCAUAAGAAUACAGCCUAUAGUUUAUAGCAUUCCAUAUUUGAUAUACGAUUUGAAUAUUAGAAGAGAGAUGAGUAUAAAAACUAAUAAAUAUUUACUGUUCGCUCCGGAAUAUAUUAAAGAAAGGGCAGCGUCUCAGGGAAGCAUAUUCAAUUUUUUAGUUUCAUUAAGGCUUUGUCCGAUGGAACUUUCAAAUAUAUUUUUAGGUAAUAUUCUGGCAAGGUGGAAAAGCUACUUUGAUAUGGAAAAACGGUACCACAUUUUGUAUCAUAGAAAUGUAUGGCACCCCAAGCAAGACCUAAGAGCAUCCCUCAACAUCAGCCCUAGCUUCAAGUUAAGUAGACCUGAGAUAGAGUCCAGUAUAGUCUUGCCCAGUUUGGUAUUUCUGGGGUACAUUAGACAAUCUAAUGUAGUGUACACUCAUCAAGAUCACUAUUACCAUUAUAUGCCAGAGACCGUUGAACACAAAAACAUAAGAAUGAAACGAGAGUUAAGUGAUGAAGAAAAUAUAGAUGUGGUGAAUGACAAACCACCGAUAUUCGAAUUGCCCCAUAUAAAACGACCGGUGAGAGUAUUUCAUUGCCAAAGAACAGAAUUGCCAAGUUGUUUAUUUUUUGCUAUGCCAAAAAAUUUUUCCCCACCGAUUCAGCUUUAUUGUUACUCGCGAAGGGCUGCUUGGGAUUUACAUAGACAUAUUGACGACUAUAGUUUCACUUCGUUAAAUUAUUAUUGGGCAGAGUCCACUGGAAAUGUGUUCUUCCCUAACUCAGCGGAAAGUUUUUACCCUCUACCAUAUAGUUGUAUGGAUAACAUCUCACCAGUACACGGAUGGUCGAAUAUUGCUAUACCAGAUAAAGAAAGUUUAGUCACCGAUUCUGGUAAGUUAUCAGUGCUGGAUGGCUUGCUUAAGAAACUAAAGGAAGAAGGCCACAGGGUACUUAUUUACUCCCAAAUGACUAAAAUGAUCGACCUUUUGGAGGAGUACAUGUGGCAUAGACAUCACAAAUACAUGAGGCUAGACGGCUCCUCUAAGAUAUCCGAAAGACGAGACAUGGUGGCAGAUUUUCAAGCCAGGACUGACAUUUUCGUUUUCCUUCUCUCAACCAGGGCUGGGGGACUUGGUAUUAAUUUGACAGCUGCUGAUACGGUUAUAUUUUAUGACAGCGAUUGGAAUCCCACAGUGGAUCAACAAGCUAUGGACAGAGCCCAUCGUUUGGGCCAAACCAAGCAGGUAACUGUAUACCGAUUAAUUUGUAAAGGAUCGAUCGAAGAAAGAAUUUUGCAAAGGGCUCGAGAAAAGAGCGAGAUUCAAAAAUUGGUUAUUAGCGGAGGUAAUUUUAAGCCUGACACGCUUAAACCGAAAGAGGUUGUUUCCUUGCUCUUAGAUGACGAAGAGUUGGUUCAGAAAUACAACUUAAAAGUUGAAAAUAGAACUACUGACGAUAUUAAAGAAGACAAAAAGAGGAAGGUCGCAUUUAAAACGAUAUCGACGGCACCUGAUGCGAAACGGCAAAAGCUCGACGCGACAGUGGCGUCGACGACCGCCCAAUCCCUGCAAGAGGCGUCUGAAGAUCAGGCAAUUCAAGACAGCGUACCCAACAGUCCUGUCAGUAGCACUUCCAAUGACGUGUUAGGAGACGAAGCGACCGACUGCUACAAUGACGAUGCCGAUUCGCCAAUUACAAACAAAUAUACAGUGUAUAACGUCUACGGUUCUACGGUUAAACCGAGGGCGCAGACUCGUGGACAUUCUAAGCGUGGUAGACCUAGAGGAUCGCGUUCCAGAACUGCCGGCUUGGGAAGGAACUUCAACAAUGCUGCCACUACCGCAACAGCCAGCAACGCUUCGGCAUCCUUUAACACUAGCGCUCAACCAUUUCCAUUCAGCGAACCUUCGCCUCAAGAUUCGGCAUCGUCGUUGUCAUCGAACCAAUCAUCCCCGCGAGGUCCUAGUCCUGGACCUAACCAAGGGAGCAUUGGUUGCGGAUCGCGUAGAGGUCCGGGCAGACCAAGACUCAAACCUUCAGGUCCGUCCAAUUCUGGGUCUAGGGGUACAUAUCGGCCUCGUAAACCCGCUAGACCUUUGCCGGUACCUUUGCCAAGUGACCCGUCCUCUUCCCAAUCUUAUAGCACCUACUCGUUUUAUGAUUUCCCAGACGAUUGAGGUUGUAAUCUUAACAAACGACUUCCGUUGAUCUACCGAUAACCGAUAAUUGGUUGAGUCAAGGAUACGGAAUGGAAUCAAUCAAGCAAAGAGACGAGUUUGUACCUGACAAAUUUGGAUCGAACUUUUUUUAAUUCUUUUUUGGAAAAAUAUUUUACAAAUCCCCAGAAACAUAAAAAUGAUAUGCUUAAAAGCUUUGCCUAUUUAUUUUUCAUAUGGUUCCACUGACUAUUUAUAUUUUUUGCCCCAUUUUUUUCUAUUAAUAAAA